This is a messenger RNA of Hyaloscypha bicolor E, 1053 nucleotides long. RefSeq names its product NAD(P)-binding protein. Gene Ontology annotation, molecular function: oxidoreductase activity, acting on the CH-CH group of donors, NAD or NADP as acceptor. NCBI's taxonomy places the organism in Eukaryota, Fungi, Ascomycota, Leotiomycetes, Helotiales, Hyaloscyphaceae. Bases 1 to 1053 code for a protein of 350 amino acids. The transcript is spliced from 2 exons. The record is from RefSeq and is a predicted model, not a curated record.
AUGGUGCAGAACAAAGCGGUUAUCUUCAAGUCCGUCCCCAAUGGACAACCUAUCCCGGGCAAAGACCUCGUCGUCGAAGCCAGCGAAUUUGACCUCGAGCAAUCUCCCCCCGAAGGCGGCGUGACGACUAAGAACCUCUAUGCCUCCUUUGACCCCUAUCAGCGCGGCAAGAUGCGAAGCCCAGAAAAGAAGUCCUACUCUCCUCCCUACACAAUCGGCGAACCCAUCGGAAAUGCAGUCAUUGCCAAGAUCAUCAAAUCCUCGAAUCCGAAGCUCAAUGCCGGAGACAUCGUUGUGGGCGCUUUGCGAUUUGAAGAAUAUUCGGUGUUGACGAAGGAGACGGCAGAUUUAUUGAGGAAGAUUGAGAAUCCGUACAACCUCGAUUUGAAGGCAUUUUUGGGAGCUUUGGGCAUGCCUGGCCUAACUGCAUACUCGUCAUACUAUGAUAUUGGGCAACCGAAAAAGGGCGAGACGAUCUUCAUCUCUGCUGCUUCCGGUGCUGUGGGAGCAUUGGUUGGACAAUUGGCAAAACAUGACGGACUGAAAGUCAUUGGCUCUGUUGGUUCAGAUGAAAAGCUUGACUAUAUCAUGAAGGACUUGAACUUCGAUGGAGGAUUCAACUACAAGAAGGAGAAGCCAAUUGAUGCUCUGAAGCGCCUCGCACCAAACGGAAUCGAUAUCUACUACGAAAAUGUGGGUGGAGAGCAGCUGGAGGCGGCCCUGGAUCGCCUGAACACAUUCGGCAGGAUUGUUGCUUGUGGAAUGGUUUCAGAAUACAGCACGCCGGAGACGGAGAGACAUGGGAUCAAGAACCUUAUGCAAAUUAUAGCGAAGAGGUUAACGAUCCGGGGAUUUAUCGUUGGGGACGAGAAUAUGGGCCCGAAGUACAGGAAGGCUCGUGAUGAGAAUAUUGCAAAGUGGCUUCACGAGGGCACGUUCAAGGAGAAGAUGAGCGUUACUGAAGGUAUUGACAAUGCUCCUGAGGGUUUUGUGGGUAUGCUUCAAGGCAAGAACUUUGGCAAGGCUGUCUUGAAGAUUGCAGAUUCGGAAUAA